AUGAAGUUGUCGACUACUGCGCGGCUAGCGCUCCUCCUGCUCCCCUUCUCGCCGUCCUCUGCCAGCGACCUUAAUGUUGUCGACCUGGGCUAUGCGAGCUACCUCGGGAACCUCUCCUUCCCAAACACCGUUGCUUAUCUUGGACUGCCCUAUGCGGAGCCCCCGCUGGCAAACCUUCGAUUCAGAGCACCUUUACCCCUCAACACGACGCGUGUGACGAGCGAGACGAAUGGGAGCAUUGUCGAUGCUACUCGCUAUCCAGACUUUUGCGUCCAAGGCGCAUCGGGAGGCAAGAGGGGUGUGGGUGGUGCGGGCUCAGAAGACUGUCUCAAGGUCAAUAUAUACGCGCCAGUGGACGCAAAAGCAGGGGAUAACCUGCCUGUUUUGGUAUAUAUUCAUGGCGGUGGGUAUGUCUUUGGAAACCCCGCCAAUUGGCCAUUCGACCACUGGAUUCACCAGUCCCCUAAUGUGAUCAUCGUAUCGGUCUACUACCGCCUCGACGCAUUCGGCUUCCUCUCCCAUCCCGAACUAUCUGCUGACGCGACACUCGGUGAUCUCAAUGCCGGGUUCCAAGACCAAGUAUUGGCGCUCGAAUGGGUGCAACAACACAUCAGCAAGUUUGGCGGAGACGCAGCAAAGGUGACGAUCAAUGGUGAAAGCGCGGGCGGGAGUUCUGUCGAGCUGCAUAUGGUCGCCAAUUCGGACAAGGGGAAGAAUCUUUUCAGAGGAGUCAUCGCGCAGAGCGUGUACCGCACCCCAUUGGCACGACCGGAGCAACGUGUGGCCCAAUUCAACUCGUUUGCCUCGCAAGCCGGAUGUGGAGCCGGUGCGAUAAAAGAUCAAAUGGAGUGUCUUCGUCAAGCCAGUGUAAGUGCAUUAGCACGAGCUCAAGACGCCACUGCUGGCUCUUCGGCCCUCACUGGCUACAAAUCAUUCCAACCUGUCCUCGAUGGCAAAAUCUUCACUGACUUCCCAACGAACACCUUUGUGGCAGGACGAGGCUUCGCAGAUGUACCCAUUAUCGUUGGUGCGACAACAAACGAGACGCUGUCUGGGGGCAGCAGCAUUCCCGAUGCAUUGAAGUCUUUCUUCCCUUCCAUGUCUAACGACGAUGCCAACGGACUUGUUGCAGAAUAUCCCGUCGCACAAUUUUCCAACUCGACUGCGUUGCAGUUCCAAGCCGCCACGGGCGAGUCAGAGCUGAAAUGUGCCAGGCAUAUCAUCGCAAGUGCGGUGUCACAGUGUGGGAAGGCGACAGCAUGGACGUAUAGAUACAACCAGGCCAACCCGACCAGCGGAAGCCCCGCAGUGGCCCACGCAGCGGAAAAUUGGAUGAUGUUUCUGGGCGUAAAUACUGGCGUCAACGGCACACGCCAGUUCACCCCCCAGACUCCGACCGAGAUCGCCUUUGCGUCGGAGCUGAUCGCGUACUGGCUGUCGUUCGUGCGGGAUCUGAAUCCAAACACCCAUAAACUCGCCAGAUCACCGUUCUGGAAGUCGUUUAGCGGAAGCGACAAACAGCGGAUGGUGCUCCAAGAGAGUCCGGAUUCCAACACGAGUGGGAGCUUCCUGGAGGUGCAGGAUGGGGACGAGACUAGGCGGUGUGACUAUGUCGCUGGAUUGGCGGGCGUACAGCAAAAUUAA
Molecule: messenger RNA, 1644 nt
Organism: Mycena indigotica
Lineage: Eukaryota; Fungi; Basidiomycota; Agaricomycetes; Agaricales; Mycenaceae
Product: Aldolase-II domain-containing protein
Exons: 7
Coding region: 1-1644 (547 amino acids)
Source: RefSeq, a predicted model, not a curated record